Molecule: messenger RNA, 1335 nt
Organism: Phalaenopsis equestris
Lineage: Eukaryota; Viridiplantae; Streptophyta; Magnoliopsida; Asparagales; Orchidaceae
Product: peroxisome biogenesis protein 22
Exons: 8
Coding region: 120-941 (273 amino acids)
Biological process (GO): peroxisome organization
Source: RefSeq, a predicted model, not a curated record
UAAUCUUCGAAUUUUCGAAAUCCCUGCUAGGCAUGCAAGUCUGAUUUCACAAACUCCGUGGAGAACGGCAGAGCUCCUAAAACACCCAACCUCUUCUAGGGUUACAGGCGGUGGGCUAGAUGUUCGAUCGUGUCGCCGAUGACGCCAUCAGCCUCGUUCGUCGGCUGGCCAGGAACCUCAAUCGCAAAGUUUCAGACGUCGUCGUCCUUCUCCUCAAUCACAAGAACGCCGGCUCGUUGGGAGCUAUCGCGGGGCUUGCGAUCGCCGUAGUGUUCACAUGGAAGUUUUUGAGGACCCCUCCGGGCCGGGAGCGGCGGCGCUCUCCUAAACGCAGUGCUUUGCCAUCGGAGAACGGCAGCGUGUCCAGCGGAGUUGCUGCCGUGGAUGAGGAUACUUCUACUGUGCCGAAUUUGAGGGAUUCGGAUGUGAUUCAAGAGAACGGCUCUCCUAACGAGCUUCGCCUUGGACAAAUCGUGAGGAAGAGGCUUGGUGGAUGCCGAAAGGUGACUUGCCAGCUACUUGGUGUCAUUUUGGAAGAAAAAAAUCCUGAAGAGCUUCAAAAACAAGCUACGGUGAGGCCUUCUGUGGUCGAAGUGCUUCGAGAAAUCGCCAAAUGUUGUGAUUUUUAUCUAAUGGAGAGAGUACUUGAUGAUGAGUCUGAGGAAAGAGUUCUCUCAGCUUUGGAAAAUAAUGGAUUGUUUGGUUCAGGUGGCUUGACUAGGGACAAGAUACUCUUUUGCAGCACAGAGAAUGGGAGAAUUUCAUUUGUUCGACAAAUAGAAGCAGAUUGGCAUAUCGAUUCAAAUCUUGAUAUAAUCUCUCAACUCACUAGAUUCAUUAGGUGUCAACUCUACAUCUCAUCGGAUGAUGAUCUUGGACAAAUAGCGCCCAAUGUGAUCACUUCCACAAGUUUGGAGCAGUAUCUAUCACAAAUUUAUUGAGCAUUACAUACCCGGGCAUUGUAAUGCAGAUGCAUCAAGGAAUCAUACAUUACCCGGCAUUGCAAACUUCCGGGAGUGCAUGAAGCUCCUCUGUCGUUUUCUUCUCAGUGAUUCCUUUUGUGCAAAUGUUGUUUGAGAUCGACGUAUACAUUGUAAAUAAGAAGCGAGGCCUGCCCUUAUUUUCUGUCUUUUGUCCGCUCGUUUCUAACUUUAAGCACAAAUGGCACCAACUGUUGAUACUUCCGUUAGUGAUCAGAAAAUCUUGUGUGCUUGCAGUAUUGCUCAUGUUUCGUUUAUCUUUUGGCAUUGGCAUUACAAUCUAGAAUCCAUACUUGUGUUUUGUUUUUUGUACUACUUGUACAAGUGAAAUGCGACCUUCUAGAACUUUAUUUUC